AAGAACAGGGACAAUGACCUUUUUCCUCCCAGUGUGGAUGGAUUGAUUGAUCUCUGGAACAUCGAAAGUGCGACUCGCUUCUUCGAAGAACGAUAGAUUCCAAAGCACAGCCGGAUAAUUUACCCACCUCUGCAUUGAUUGAACACUGAAUUUCCUUUCUAUAUCAACUUUUAUAGGGCGUUUCGUUUUGCUUUUGCCUAUCCCAAAAUAACGCGCUACAUCAUAUUUUCGGACGUUUGUUUUACAGUAGACUUUCAGAUUGUAUUCCCUGUCCGGACAGAAUCGCAUUAGAUAUUUCCGCCCCGUUAUGUGAUAUCUGACCGGACGGAUGUUCGCCUCUGUAUCGGUGUGAUCGGCGAUGUGGUCAUGGCAGAUUUUGGAGCCCAGAAGUGUCCGAAGAGUGAUAAGUUGGACGAGGCGCAGGCACUGGCCCGCAGCUGCGCCGGGAGACCGGACUUCUUGCCGUGCGAUGGGCUGUUAAUAUGCGCCACGCACAGCCACGGAAAGUGCUUCAAGUUGCACUGGUGCUGCCACUUGGGCUGGUGCCACUGUAAAUAUGUUUACCAGCCCAUGACCAGUGUGUGCCAGCUGCCGAGCACGGCGGUACCCUCUGACCCCUCUGAGUCCCCACCCACCAUGAACCUGUCUGUCUCCCUCACCGAACGCUUCCUGAAGAUCGCCCCCUGCUUCCAGUCCCCACCGUUCCUUCAGUCGCCCAAAUACUGUGUCAUAGCAGACCUCUUCAUCGACGACUACAUCGUCAAACGCAUCAACGGGAAGAUGUGUUAUGUUCAACGUUCUCCUCCUCCCAUCCCUGAUCCUCCUGCUGCGGCACCUCCUCCUGCUGCACCUCCUCCUGCUAGGGAGCACCACCACCACAGCCCUGUAGACAAGCUGAAAGGCCCCAAGAUGGACCACUGCUCCUCUCCAUCCAGCUCCGAGGACUCUGGGAUCAACGCGCUAGGUCGGCACUACCUGGAAUCCUGUGAGUCAGAGUCGGAGGAUCAGAAUGAAGUGUUGAGCGCCGAUGGAGAUGGGAAAUCUAGCCUCUGUAGUCUCUGGGACCAGGAUGAGACCUCUCUGUUGUCUCCCUCUAAGUCCAUGGUGGAGAUAAUCGAGAAGAUUGAGACCACUGUGUGACAGACAGACACUUCACUGAGCACACCA
Messenger RNA from Oncorhynchus kisutch (coho salmon), 1167 nucleotides. Its product is annotated as UPF0524 protein C3orf70 homolog B. The record is from RefSeq and is a predicted model, not a curated record. Bases 367 to 1140 code for a protein of 257 amino acids. Gene Ontology annotation, biological process: nervous system development. NCBI's taxonomy places the organism in Eukaryota, Metazoa, Chordata, Actinopteri, Salmoniformes, Salmonidae. The transcript is spliced from 3 exons.